AUUUUUAUUUUUACACAGGAUUCAAUACAUGCGUGCACUUUUUAUUUUCUUUCCGAAUUACAAAUAUGCAGUCCAAUUCUGCUUCGGAGCCGGUUUCUACGUUUUUACGCGUCCGACCUUUUCGAGAUGGUGAACAGAAGACCUCUUGCUUUGAUUCCAUCGGUAAUCGAGAAGUUAAAAUAGUGGACAAACAUCAUAGAUUUUUUCAGUUUUCAAAAGCGUUUGGACCGACUGCAAAACAGGUUGAUGUGUAUGAAGCAGCUGUUAAACCCUUAUUGAAAGACGUCCUCGCCGGACACUCGUGCAAUGUUUUUCUCUAUGGCCAAAGCGGCACCGGGAAAACGCACACUUUGCUCGGGGGCAGAUGCGAAAAUGACGGGAUUCUGCCGCAAUUCCUUGAAUCCUUGUGCACGGAGCUGGGAAAGCUUGAAAAUGAAACCUAUGCCUCCAUGUCUGUGUUUUCCGUUGCAAACGAAGAUUUGAGAGACAUGAGUGGUGUGACAAGAAAUUCGAAUGAUAAAAAGCUGAGAUUGGUUGAAGACCAAAGCCGCAAAGGCUCGAUUGUUAUACAAGGGGCAGAUUCAAUCACUGUUCGAUUACCUUUACAUGGGUUGUUCUCACAGUUGAAUCGUGCCAUGUCGGAAGUGGGCUUGGAACAAUUGAGGAAGUCCUCGCUUAUUUUCACUAUCACGGUGUACAUCAUUGAAGUGAAGCCAAAUGGAGAAGAGGUGACCAUGGGAAAGAUCAACUUUUUCGAUUUAGCCGGGAGUGAAAAUCUUGGAAAAUCCACUGGUCCUCUGAAAGGGAAAGAUGCGAAUGCGCAUCUCUCUUUGAUCACUUUCAGUAGGUUGGUCACUAUGCUGUCAGAAGGUGCGAAACACCUGCCGUACAGGGACUCGAAGUUGACUCGUUUUGCGCAGGAUGCCUUGGGAGGGAAAGGAAGAACAAAUUUCAUCUUCACCACCUUUGGUGGUACGACGGACAUUCAGGAAACACAAGCAACUCUUGAGUUCUCGGCGAAAGCUCGUCAAAUUACCACAACUCCCGAAGUCUUCUCGACCUUCAGUAAAAACAUUUUAACGAAGUAUCUCGAAGAAGAAAGCAGAAAUAUUCAGGAGGAAAUCAACCGUGUGGUGAAAAAGCAGGGAGUUUAUGUCGACCCAGAUGUGGUUGAAAAGCAAAAUGCCGAGUUCUCAAAGCGUAGCGAAGAUUUGGUCGCAUUAAGAAGCGAUUUGGUGAACUGUCGACAACGCUUAGCAUUUUUAAAGUUGUCGAUAAAAGAAAUUGACGCCCAAGCCGUUGAAACGCAAGGACGAAUCCUAUCGGGAACUCAGAGUUUAUCGAAAAUAGAUGACCAAAUUUUGCUUGAGGAAGCGAAGCUUUUGGCGAAGAGAGACGCGAUUCAAGAGGCUCUCAGCGUGACUCACAGUCUGUUCGACGAACGGAACACUUACUUGGAGCUUAUCACCAUCGACAAAUCAUUGCGAGAUCGACACGAAGCAUGCUUGAAGCAGUUGCGGUAUGCUUGGGAAGAAGGUUUGGUGAAUGCGCGAUUGCACGUGGAAAAUCUUCGCAUAAUGAAUCGGAGUUGUUGGGACAUGCUAAAUACCCUACCAGAAACAAUCGGAUUGAGCAAGGAGUUGCAGCAGAAAGCCAAGUCGCUUGAUGAAGCCAGUUCUAGUAUCGACGAGCAUUUUGAGGAUAUGAAAGCAUUGAUGGAAGCUCAGGUAAAAAAGUUUGAGGAUCUCGGAAACCACGUGGCACAAGCGGACAAAGAAAGGCUCGAAGCUUUGAAUGUUGCUUAUCAUAAUACCCGGUUGAAAAUGGAGAAAUACGUGGAACAGCAAACGCAACGCGCCUCUGCUUCGUACGAAAGGUUGAUCCAGGAGCUCGACAAAUUAAUUCGAGAGAACGAAAAGUGUGUAGCGUUGACUGUGGAAGGCAACGACGUGGCGAAGGAGCUCGUCAGCAAACUGAAUGGAGUGCAUUCGGAUUCCUUGACCGUCGAAGGACAAAUUUUUCAGAAGAUAUCCGAAGAAUCUGACAACGCUGAAGCUCGCGCGGAACGAAUUGUGGAUGAAAUAGCCCCUCGAAUUUUGAAAGAUUUCGACGAAAUCUCGGCGAAUCAGCAAGAAUGGCUGAUUUUUCUUGAUAAUGCGAUUUCGCAAGUCGAGCAUUGUAUGGAGAAUCGGAACCAAGGCUGGGAUGAGAUGAAAGCUUUGACUGGAGACUUCGACAAAAAAAUGUACUCAAUUUGUUCUGAUCGGAAUCGACAACUCGAUAAAAUCUCCAAGUUAGCUGGUGGGAUGCAAAAUGAGAUGAACGAAUCGGCGCACGAAUUUGGCAUUCAGAUGAACAACCUCGCAGAAGACAUGAAACAUGUUUGUGAAGAAAGAGAUGAACGACUCCGUGACAUUGAACAGAUCGAGAUGUUGGAAUUGUUGAUGAAGGCGCAAUCAUUGGCUGCAGCAGACCCUGCUGUUGUUGAUCGGGUUCUGUGUGAGUUGGAUGACUUCAAACGGGGACUGCAGGAGGCAGUGAAGAACACGGAAGUAGCCGUCAAAGAAAUCAAGGAUGAAUGUUCCCAAUACAAACUUUCGGACGAAAUGAAAGCCGAAUUCGUGGAUGUUGCUCCAACCGGAUUGACUCCUGUCAGGAAGGAUUAUAGCAAAUUAAUCCGAGAAGUGGAGUUCACCCCGAUGAGGGAAAUCAACGAGUGACAAGUGUUGUGCGUGAUUGAAGCUUAACUACGCUAAAUUUUUCACUCUUGGUAAUCUUGAUACUUGUGCGUUUGCUGCAGAAAAGAACGCUUGCAUUAUUUUUGUGUUGUGAAUAUUUGAAAUCGAGCAAGUGGCCUCGGAACUACGUAGGCGUUUCUUGCAUUUUUUAUGUGCUGUAUACGAAUGGAUGAAGGUAUUUCUA
Messenger RNA from Notodromas monacha, 2922 nucleotides. Lineage: Eukaryota; Metazoa; Arthropoda; Ostracoda; Podocopida; Cyprididae. The record is from the annotation of a GenBank genome assembly.